Messenger RNA from Neurospora hispaniola, 699 nucleotides. RefSeq lists its product as uncharacterized. Lineage: Eukaryota; Fungi; Ascomycota; Sordariomycetes; Sordariales; Sordariaceae. The record is from RefSeq and is a predicted model, not a curated record. The coding region runs from base 190 to 609 and encodes 139 amino acids. The transcript has 2 exons.
CCACCCUUGCGGUACACUACCUAGGACUCGGAGUCUCAGUGAGACACUGAGCCAACAUGUCUCUUUUUGCGGGACAAGACAGUCGCUUGUUCUGCAGGAAUCCCCCUUCCCACCUAAUCAGGGUGGUGUCAACUGACCCUGUCACCCAAAUUAGUCCAACCGUAAUUCUGAAUCGGUACAUGGGCUGUCAUGUCCUGUUUCCUCUUCCAGGACCUUCAAUCUCACACACACACACACCUACUUCUUGCUAGCCUUACCUACCCCAUGCGCAGCCACCGCCGCCGCAAACCCAUGUCUUCUCACAAGCAGUCGACGUUCCACUUGCCGUGCUACAUCCUGUCCACCGUACUGUGUGUGCAGUGCGCCCCAAGCCAGGCAGAAAAAUAUGGUCCCAUCAUGGAGGUGUAUAAGACACCCCGGUUGUCUGCCUUGUCAUCCACACCCGUUGUUCUGUGCUUCCACAGCCUGCUUCACAUCUCGGCAUCACCAUUCCCAAGUAUAUACCGAAUACUUGGUCCCAACUCCCAAUACCAGUCACCGUCCGCCCAUCCCUAUAUCUGGCUCGCACCCCCAUCCUUUCAUAAGGCAAAGCCCCUUGACUGCGUCUAACAACCCAAUCGGACCCCCGGCGCAAUCUUACUCGGCACCUCUCCCCGCCUAGUUCUCGCUCCUCUCCAACAACAAGGUCCAUCGCAGGUC